Ruditapes philippinarum (Manila clam) is the source of this 1089-nucleotide messenger RNA. Its product is annotated as 17-beta-hydroxysteroid dehydrogenase 14-like. Gene Ontology annotation, cellular component: cytosol. Gene Ontology annotation, molecular function: estradiol 17-beta-dehydrogenase [NAD(P)+] activity. Gene Ontology annotation, biological process: steroid catabolic process. Lineage: Eukaryota; Metazoa; Mollusca; Bivalvia; Venerida; Veneridae. The transcript has 10 exons. The record is from RefSeq and is a predicted model, not a curated record. The coding region runs from base 182 to 967 and encodes 261 amino acids.
AUCUGCAUACUUUUAUAUAUUACAUGCAUUUUAUACACUUUUAAGUUUUCGAAAAAAAGAAGAAAAAGAAUUAUCUAUGUAAACUGUCAAAAAGAGGUGCAGCUAUCGACUAACUUUUUAUCUUACUCUGUGACUGUCGGGUAUUAAUAUUGAACUCAUCUGCUUCUUUCAUACUCAAGUAAUGUCAAGCUCAGAUGCAACUCGUGGUCUACGCUUUUACAACAAGGUUGCUAUAGUUACAGGGGGAUGUAGGGGGAUUGGACGCGGUUGUGUGGAUGUGUUGGCGGAACAUGGAGGAAAAAUUGCAGUCUUAGACUUAGAUGAUGAAGUUGGAGCAAGUUUUGCAUCAGUCAACACCCCUGGUGAAAUAUUUUAUGUUCAUUGUAACAUGACAAAGGAAGAAGAAAUUAAGAAUGCUAUAGAACUUGUGGUAAAGAAGUAUGGUCAACUGGAUUGUUUAGUUAACAACGUCGGAACACAUCCAGGGUCAAAAACCAUUGAUGAACUGACUGUGCAAAGUUUUAGAGAUUUUCUAAAUCUGAAUCUUGUCAGUAACUUUACAGCAAGUAAAUAUGCUCUCCCUUACCUCAGGAAAUCCAAGGGUAAUAUAGUUAACAUCACGAGUAUUAGUGCCCAUUCUGGUACUGGAUUGGCAUCCAGUUAUUGUGCAACUAAGGGUGGAUGCUUGUCACUAACGAAAGCUCUAGCUAUUGACGAAGCAAAACACGGAGUUCGUGUCAAUUGUAUAUCACCGGGAUGUAUAGACACUCCGUUAAUGCGAAGUGUUGAGAAAGCAAGUGGUAAUGAAAUGACAGAGGAAAGACUAAACUUUAUCGGUUCCUUACAUACAUUAAACAGGGUUGGUCAACCAAGAGAAAUAGGAAAGGCUUGUCUGUUCCUUGCUGUAGACGCCACUUUCACUACUGGUGAGGAGUUAAUGUGUACCGGAGGCUGCGAAUUAAUAUAAAAUAGAACGUAACUGAAAAUAGACAAUUUUUUAAGGAAUAAGAUGAACGUUACAUACAUGUAUAUCCUUUCUUUUAAUUACCAACAUUCUUAAAUUUGCCAAAAUAUAUGAAAAAUAGCAUA